CUUCGCAAAAUCUCCUUCCCAGAUCAUUUCCCGUCUUCCAAGGAAUCCAUCCUGAAGCCAGACCAGCUGCCUGUAGUGCGAAGACUUCUCUUUCUCCUUUCCUCUGUUUCCCAUCCUGAGGAAGGAGGAAGGCAGGCCAGUCCCUGUAGAUAAAAAGGCCUCAGCCCCAGGAUCAGCCCAGGCCCCAGUCGUGUUUCUUGAGGCACUGAAUUCUGGAACCCUUCCUGGGGAGGAGGGGGGGGGGGCUGCAGUCAAGAUUGGGGCCUCUGGAGGCAGUGGGGAAAGGUCUUCUCCUAAGGCUUGUUGGAGCCACUGACCCACUCCACUCCCAGCCUCUCCAGCAGGUGUCACUAGUUAAAGGCAUCUGCUGAAAGAUUUGGAACAGAAGAAGGUGACUACUCCAAACCAGACCAACAGUAAUACAGAGUCACCAGCAGCCCUGGAGGAGGCCAAGACCUCUAGUGCUCCUGGGAGCCCCAAAACAUCCCCUGAGCCUCAUGACUCUGGAGGUUCUUUGCCCCUGACACCCCAGAUGGAGAGCCACUCAGAGGAGGAAGAUCCUCCUGGGGCCGGUAGUGGCCUGGCCUGGAGCGGUCGGGGCCCCCGGACCCAGAGCCCAGGGCGCUGCUCAGUGGAGGCUGUACUGGCCCGAAAGAAGCACCGCCGGCGAUCGUCAAAGCUUUCAAAGCGCAAGCGGCCCUGGCGGCCCUACCUGGAGCUGAGCUGGGCCGAGAAGCAGCAGCGGGAUGAGAGGCAGAGCCAGAGGGCCUCCCGGGUCCGAGAGGAGAUGUUCGCCAAAGGCCAGCCCGUGGCACCCUACAACACCACCCAGUUCCUGAUGAAUGACCGAGACCCCGAGGAGCCCAACCUGGAUGUGCCCCAAGGGGCCUCCCACCCAGGCUCCAGUGGGGAAAGUGAGGCAGGGGAUGGCGAUGGGCAGGGCCGAGCACACGGGGAGUUCCAGCAGAGGGAUUUCUCAGAGGCCUACGAGCGCUAUCACACCGAGAGCCUGCAGGCCCGCAGCAAGCAGGAGCUGGUGCGGGACUAUCUUGAUCUGGAGAGGCGGCUGUCACAGGCCGAAGAGGAGACAAAGAGGCUGCAGCAGCUGCAGGGGUGCACCAGCGGGCAGCCCUGUCGCCAGGUGGAGGAGCUGGCUGCCGAGGUCGAGAGGCUCCGGACGGAGAACCAGCGGCUUCGGCAGGAAAAUGAGAUGUGGAACCAAGAGGGCGGCUGCCGCAGUGGGGAGCCAGGCACCUAGAGGUGCCCCGCCCCCGGCCCGGCCAGGGUGAACCAAAGAGAAGGUUCGUACACACUCAGGCCAGCUGCGUCUCAGGGAGGCAGGUCUCAGCACUCCUGCACCCCCCACCCCACCCCGAGAACAACUAAAAUAGGUUCAGGCUUCCACCUUGUCACUUCCACAAUUUGUUCUCUGAUGUCAUCUUAUUUUUCACAAAGAAAUUAAAUGAUUUUGGUGAGAUGAAA
Messenger RNA from Camelus dromedarius (Arabian camel), 1482 nucleotides. RefSeq names its product HEXIM P-TEFb complex subunit 2 (gene HEXIM2). The coding region runs from base 533 to 1258 and encodes 241 amino acids. The transcript is spliced from 3 exons. Gene Ontology annotation, molecular function: 7SK snRNA binding; cyclin-dependent protein serine/threonine kinase inhibitor activity. The record is from RefSeq and is a predicted model, not a curated record. Gene Ontology annotation, cellular component: cytoplasm; nucleoplasm; nucleus. NCBI's taxonomy places the organism in Eukaryota, Metazoa, Chordata, Mammalia, Artiodactyla, Camelidae. Gene Ontology annotation, biological process: negative regulation of transcription by RNA polymerase II; negative regulation of cyclin-dependent protein serine/threonine kinase activity.